Formica exsecta is the source of this 2038-nucleotide messenger RNA. RefSeq lists its product as uncharacterized. The coding region runs from base 143 to 2038 and encodes 631 amino acids. The transcript has a single exon. Lineage: Eukaryota; Metazoa; Arthropoda; Insecta; Hymenoptera; Formicidae. The record is from RefSeq and is a predicted model, not a curated record.
AUACCUUUACAUUUUCACGGGUCGAGUACUUGAAUAGAAUAUUAUGCGACUGUUGCAUUUGGAAUCGUUGAAGCAGUUGAGAUACAGUAAAUGUAACGUCGAGAGACAAUAGUGUAAACGGGUGUGAGCAUAUCGAGGCAACAUGAAUAUAGAUACUAGAUUGGGCUUAUUUGACUUUUAUCAGUCACAAGACUUUCCAAAUCGUUUCUCCUUUCUUAUUAUACUAAUAUCAGCUGUUUCCGGUAUUGUGACACCGUUACAACGUUCAACCGAUGGACGCAUUCUCUGGAAAAAUUUUGUGGAAGAGCAGAACCAGCGUGAAAAAUCAUCAAGAUUAAUAACCUGUGCAGUGCCGUUCAUCGAGGAAUAUUUCGAAUAUGCGAAUCAAAUAUCGUUCUUGGUCUCUGUCUUGCUAGACGACGCUUCCGCUUUCCUAAAACCAUUAAUGACCGAAUUACCCAUAAGCAGCACUGUCUAUUCACUAUCAUUCGUAGAACCAACAGACGCAUUAGAAACGUACGAUGUUUCUGAAAACAUCGUUAUUUUAGCAAAAAGCGCAAUCACUCUCGAAACAAACUAUUCCUAUUUUGUCGAUUACUGCAAAAGUGAGUGCGCUUUUAUAAUAAUGCUAACGAAUCUAUUCGUUGACGAAGAGAGUUUCUUGAUACAGGCCGGCGAGAUAGUAGAACAAAUGUCAUUGCAAUCCAUGUUCAAGCUCGCAAUAUUGGCAUUGAUUGAAGAAUCAGUUCUGUUGGCCAGUAGCAUUCCGAUUCGGAUCGAGGAAGUGUAUGUGUUCGCCGAGCCAGCGCUUCUAGGCAGAUGUCAAUGGGAGAAUGCAACUGCAAUUCGAUGGCAGCGUUUCGGGACUAAAUCGUCGUCAUUCAAUGCCUCCGUCGUGAACGCGGCGAUAUAUAAAAAUUUUCCGUACGCGUAUAUGAUCAAUGACAAGAAUAAUUCGAGAUUCGGCGGUAUCGAAGGUUCGAUGGUGGAAGAAAUCGCGAGUAACAUGAAUCUCGAACUAAACAGAAAUGUGAUCGAGUGGCAGCAAAACAUUACGAUGCAUACACAGCUAUAUCUGAGACUUAACAACGUAACCGAUGAUUUGAUAUUUGGUGGUCUCCUGUGGGAUCCCAAUGGAAAGACGAAGUACAUGACUUGUUACGGUAUGAUACAGGUCGUGUGGCUAAUACCGAUGAAAACGAACGUUUCCUUCCGCGGUUUAAUAACGCCGUUCAGCGCGAGUGUUUGGUACGCCAUAAUCAGCACAUUGUUCCUCAGCGGACUCGUAAAGCACUUCUUAAUUCAUGACGUCUCAUUCCUGGACAUGGCGGCCCUAGUUCUUGGCGUGGCCACCAAUCGUCCGAACAAAACUUCCAGCAAAAUUCUAUUCCUAUCUUACAGUCUAUUCGGUUUCUUUCUUACGCAGCUUUAUUUAGGAUCGCUGGCCGAUCAGCUCCAGAGUGCGACGGAUAGUCAGAUUGAAUCCAUGGAGCAACUAGUUAAAUCGGGGCUACAGAUAGGUGGGAGUCAGCGAUUAGCUCAAUUAUUGCAGACGCCUGACAAGAUCGACCAGGGCAACGUCGAACAAACGAUCCGCGAGAAUCUUAUCAUUUUCAAACAGCAGGAUUAUAUCGAUCUGUUUUCAGAAAUUAUUGAGGGAAGUAAUACUAGUCUAGCUCUUCUUGUAAUGGUAAAUCUGACCGAUAUACGCCGUUUGUCCAAUUUGAAACACGCUCACAUUAUGAAAGAAAACGUGGGCAGUUAUCCGUUAGCCCUCGCCACUUGGCAAGGAUUCCCGUACUUGGAGGAAUUUAACUUCAAAAUCCAAAUGCUCGUUCAAACCGGUCUCGUUGAAUUCUGGUCAAACAUGGAGGCAUUGAACAAAAGUUAUAUCACAAUGAAUAGUGACAAAGAUGAUUCUUACAUUGACAUGGAUGAUCUUGCACCAGCUUUUCUUCUUUUGAUCAUAGGAUAUUUUGGUGGAUUUUGCCUGUUGAUUAUAGAAGUUAUCUUGUAUCCGUCUCAAGUGCUUUUAUAA